CGGAGGGUGGAACUGUUAAGGCAAAGAAGGAAGGAAGAAGGAAUCGGGAUUGAAGCAUGGACCAAACCAAUCAAGGGAGUAACGGGAGUCAAGGAGGAGGACCAGUGUGGAAUAACGGGGGUGGAGGUAACUGGAGUGGGCCACCAGGAUGGGGUGGGAAUGGGAACGGAGGUGGAAACGGAGGAGGAUGGGGAGGAGGUUGGAACGGUGGAAACUCGGGAGGUUGGAAUAACGGAGGUUGGAACAACGGAGGACCUGGAUGGAACAAUGGAGGGCAAGGAUGGAAUAACGGAAGGAACGGAGGGAGAAGGCAAGUCCGAUGUUACAACUGUAAUCAGUUUGGACACUACUCACGGGACUGCCCGAUGCCAAGGUUUGGGGGAGGCUUCUUCCAAGGGGGUAAUCAGCCCCAGAUGGGGGCCCCGGUCCAAGGCGGUAACGGGGGCGGAGGUGAAAGCGAGGGAGGAAGCGGGUCUGGAGAGGUGACGGCAGCACCAGUAGUAAAGUUGAGUAAAGAGCUCGAGGAUUCCUUCGGGGCUAUGGCCUCGUUCUUUAAGUUAUCACUGGAAGAGAAAGCGAGGGAAGAGGCAGCGAGGAAAGAAAUAGAAGAGAAACUGAAGAGGGAGGAGCAAGAAAAGAUAGCGAGAGAGAAAGCUAAGCGGGUAGAGUUGGAGAAAAAGAAUGAGGAGGAAAAGAAGGAAGCAGAUCGUUUAUGGGGGAUGAGGCAGUUAUUUAGCGAGCAGAGGAUAUUCCUACGGAAAGAAGUGAAAAAGGCCGUGAAUGAUGAGAUACACGAUAUGGUGAGACGAGAAGGAAAAAAGUUGAUGGAAGAGGAAGAGCCGGAGGUAUGGGAUAAGGAGGAGGAGGAAGAGGAAGAGGGCGAUGAUUUGAGAUGUCGAAGGAGGAAGAGAGACCCGACGCAAGGAAAUGCGAAUGGGGCAAGCCCACCAGCGGAGACACCUCCGAAGGCUGCUAGAGGAUGCUGCGCAAGGCAGUCGGUAUACCACGAGGCGUCGCCGGUGGAACAGCAAAGAAGGGUCGGGGGAGACCGAAGAAGAAGGAGCUAUCUAGCUUGGAGAUGGACCCGUGGUGUGGGGUACCGUGUUCAGCAGACUAUAGGAGUAGAGUGAGCUACAAGGCAGUGAUCGUGAAAUUCAUCUCAAAG
Messenger RNA from Chara braunii, 1165 nucleotides. Lineage: Eukaryota; Viridiplantae; Streptophyta; Charophyceae; Charales; Characeae. The record is from the annotation of a GenBank genome assembly.